Molecule: messenger RNA, 1255 nt
Organism: Vitrella brassicaformis
Lineage: Eukaryota; Vitrellaceae
Source: the annotation of a GenBank genome assembly
GGCAAGCUGUGAGGGCGCAAUCACUUUUCCCCGCCUCUGGUCUGCACCCAGCUGGGUCUGCACACUUUGGAUCUGCCGCACCCGGCGGUCUCAUUCAUCCAUCAUCCAUCAGGAAGAGCCAGAUCUCUGAUGGGUAAGCAGCAGCGGCAGCGUCGUCGUGCCGGCAAGGGAGCCCAUCAGCCGAUGGUCACGAGUCAGGACCUGCGGGAGGCGGCCGAGCAGCACGCCAUGCAGGAGAUUAUGACCAGAUGACACGACUACUUUGACGAGACCAUCGUCACAAAGGCAAGGCCAUACAGCAAGCACAAGAGGUGCAUGAAUGGCUGUCGAUGGCUGUCUGUGUGGUUCCAUCAGCUGAACAGCACCGACUGGCGGACGCGGGAGCUGUCGUGCAUAGCUCUUAGCAACAUCCUCUCAGACCCAUCGUUCGUCUAUUUCAGCGGUUUCUGUGGAUUGUGUUGGAGUGUGCGGCCGACAGCAAGACGCCCACACUCGUCCUCGUGGAACUCCUCGAUGCGCUCUUCGACGUCUUCGCCGGUCAGUGUGGUUGGGGCAUCCACACACACACACACACACACACACACGAGCCACCAUGCAUCUGUGCGUGCGUGUGUGUAUGUGUGGUCAGAGGAUGACAGCAACGAUCUGCUGCGUGACGCGGAUGCAAUCAAGACCCUCGGCAGACUCAAGGGGCCCCUCAAGAGAGCGGUCAGCACACACACACACACACACGGACUCACACACACAUCAGCAGAUCUGCAUGGCCAUUGAUGCGUGCAGGUGCGGGGCAGGUCAGUGGCAUUUGACGAGUCGAGUGUGUGUCGUGUGGAGGAGGUGGCCGACAACCUUGAGGCCUUCAUCGACUACAAGAGACAACACAACACAUAGACAGAUUAUCGCUAUGGCAAUGCAGCCGCCGAGAGGGGGAGCUACGUGGCUUGUCGCCCGUCAUCACAUUCUACGCCAUACACACCCUCACAGGCUCUUUACGCAUGCAGGUUUGCGCGUGUUUGUGUGUUGCAUGCAGUUGCGAGGGAGGUGCCCUGCGUGCGACAUGGGUGCUGUGUAUGCCGAAUCGCUGACUGACCCAUCGGCAGAUGAUGGUCGCCAAUUCGGUCGCCUGCGGUUUCUGCGUGUAUGACUGUGUGUGAAGGCGUUUCUCACUGCUGGAUGCAGUUCACUAUGCAUUGCUGGGUCGAUAGCGUCCACAAUCGAAAGACACACCAGAUGAUCGUCAAUGUUGUCUGGAAGCCCC